This is a messenger RNA of Synchytrium microbalum, 2334 nucleotides long. RefSeq lists its product as uncharacterized. Gene Ontology annotation, molecular function: microtubule motor activity; ATP binding; microtubule binding. The record is from RefSeq and is a predicted model, not a curated record. The transcript has 7 exons. The coding region runs from base 1 to 2334 and encodes 777 amino acids. Gene Ontology annotation, biological process: microtubule-based movement. Lineage: Eukaryota; Fungi; Chytridiomycota; Chytridiomycetes; Synchytriales; Synchytriaceae.
AUGGCAUCAACUAGCAAAUCUCGGAUUCCUCCACCACAUUCAGCAAGCUCAACCAACGACUCCAUUUGGGCACCUGAAACCUCCGCUUCUGGACAGCAAACACCAAAUAGUCCUUCUCUGAGGUCUGCUGGUCCUGGUUCUGCUGCUGGAUCGUGGUAUGAUAGCGUACUGGGAGAAGAACCUGAAGGAGGUGCUGGUGGUCGAGGUGAAAACAUACGUGUCGUGGUCAGAUUACGACCUCUUACGGAAUCAGAGAGAAUAAAAGAAGAUACUGUGGGAAACACAACAAGUGCCAUACAAUGGCAAGAGGAGGAUGAGCAGACCAUUCAGAUAACAGCGCCAGAUGGUCGUAUUAGACCGCUGACGUUUCAUCGAGUCCAUAAUCCUCUGGCUGCUCAGCAUGACAUCUUUGAGACCUGUGGUGUCAAGGAUUUGGUGGUUCAAGCUCUUAAUGGAUACGCCGCCACGGUGUUUGCAUUUGGUCAGACUGGAUCUGGAAAGACGUUUACAAUAACAGGUCCAGAUGUCACGUCAACAACUCCUCAAAACCGACCAAUAUACACGACAGAGCAGCCAUUACCAGAGACAGCUGGUAUCAUCCCAAGAUCGCUACGAUACCUUUAUGAUCAGCUCUCACGACUUCCAGCAGACAGUGGAAUAAAGUACACUGUUCGUGCAUCGUACCUCGAAAUCUAUAACGAACAGGUCCAAGAUUUGCUGAAUAGGAGGGGCACUGGACUGAAUGUCAGAUGGGAUCAAGAGCGAGGAUUCUUUGUCGAGAAUCUUUUUGUCGUUGAGUGCGAGGUGUUAGAUGAUUGUCUAGCAGUCUUGGAAGAAGGUCUGAGGAAUAGAACGACAGCUGCACACGCUAUGAACGAGCAUUCAUCACGAUCGCAUUCUGUUAUGACUGUAUAUGUUGAUGCUGACUCAACAGCAGAAGAUGGAAGUGUGACAAGGCGAAAUGGCAAAAUCAGCUUCGUAGAUCUUGCUGGCAGUGAAAAGGUCAAGGAGUCCAAAACCUCUGGUGAAACGUUUGGAGAAGCUUUGAGUAUUAACAAGUCACUGCUGACGCUAGGAAUCUGCAUAUCGGCUUUAGCAACACCACAUCGAAAACAUGCUCACAUACCCUUCCGAGAUUCCAAAUUGACACGAUUGCUAGCUGAUUCUCUUGGUGGAUCAGGUCUAGCGUUAAUGAUUGCCUGUAUAUCACCCACCACCGUUUGCCUUUCCGAAACUCUGAAAACGCUCCAUUACGCCAAUCGAGCCAAACGAAUACGGAAUCGACCCAUGGUACGAUUAGGAAAUGCUGGUGGAGCCGGUGGAGAGGGUGUCAACAAUCUCAGAAGAGAGCUUAUGGCUGUCAAAUUGGAGAAUGCUAGAUUACGAGAACUAUUAAUAACAACGCAAUCCACCUCCGCUGGUCGUGAACGAGUACAUUCAGCUCCUGGACCCAUGAUAUCAUCUCGUAUUACUCUACCACCAGUCACGUCAAGUUCAAGUAGUGGAAGUGAUUCCAGAGCAAGUAUAGCUGAAAGCAACGAUGGUCUAAAAGCCGAAAUUUCUGAAUUGGCUGCUGCUAAACGACGAUCAGAACGUGCUUUCGCUGCACUAGCACGCGAACACGAAGCCCUGAGAUGGCAAGUCAGCUCGUCACGAUUAGGAUCUGGAGCAGCUACGCCGUUGACUGCUUCGAUACAGAGUGACUCGCCUUGGAGUGCUAGUAGUGGCUCGACAUCAGAGGACGAUUGGUGGGGCCAACAAACAGCUAGAGCUAGUGACGCCAGUAGCUCAGAACGAUCAUUGAUUGCAGGUGGCGGACGAGGCCGAAGGUUGAAUAGUCUUGGUAGUGGGAGUGCUGACAAGGCAUCUGAACGAAAUGCUCCCACCACUCAGAAGAUACAGCCUCCAUCUGCUGUCUCCUCAAAGAAUAGUCCAAUCCCACCUACUACAAGGAAUAGAAACUCCUUCAAUCGAGCAUCACGACAAUCAUCCUCCCACUUCGCAGCCCAAACCAUGUCUCCAACAUCCCCAAUAUCACCAACAUCCGCUGGCAAAAUACCUCCACCUCUCUCCCGACGACCAACGAAUCCAAUCAUGCAACCAAUACCACAACCUAUACCCCAACAACAGAUGCAGCAGCAAUAUGGUUCUCCUAUGCCAUACACGCAUAAUCCAUACUAUCAGGGUAUGGUGCCUAUGAUGGCUCCUCAGCAGGUUAUGGUCGCACCUCAGCAGGUUGCUGCUGUCAGCAACAAUAACAAGGCCAAUCUUCGUGAAAAGCUGUUGAGGGAUGUUCAAAGUCUUGAUCAACAAAUCAAUAAUCUGAAACGCUAA